Penaeus indicus is the source of this 742-nucleotide messenger RNA. RefSeq lists its product as uncharacterized. The transcript is spliced from 3 exons. Gene Ontology annotation, biological process: response to heat; protein refolding. NCBI's taxonomy places the organism in Eukaryota, Metazoa, Arthropoda, Malacostraca, Decapoda, Penaeidae. The annotation marks the transcript as partial. The record is from RefSeq and is a predicted model, not a curated record. Gene Ontology annotation, cellular component: cytoplasm; nucleus.
AUGUGUGGCAACGUAAAGAUUAAGAACCACUGCUUUAGUGGUAUACAAAUUGUGUUGGACAUGCACGACUUCAUGGGUGGAGAUGUGAAGGUGAAGGUAGUAGGUGAGGAAGAACUGGUGGUGGAAGGACGUAUGGAGAAGGAAGAGGGAAAGUCUUCCAUGUGUGCGUACUCAUUCAGAAGACGUUUUUCCUUGCCCCAUCUUACUAACUUGGCAGCAGUUACAUCUGUCAUGUCUUCAGACGGAAUCCUCACAAUCACUGUGUCCAAAGUUGGAGAUGCACAACAGAAAGCCACCGUCAUUCCCGUCCACAUAGAAAAUACUCAGAAUACCUCAAGAACUCAGAACUGGGAAUCUGACACAUCUACUGCUUCUGUUGAGGCCACCUCAAAGUCCAUGGACGUAGAUCAAAAAGAAUGUGAAUGUACAAGCUCUUUGAAAAGCAGAUGCCAGGCUAAGAAGACAGACAUUCCAGUUAGCAAGGCCUCUCAUACACAGGAGGAGGGAUUUUCUGCCUCAGAACAAAAAAAUUCAUCAGUGUUCACAAAAUCCUCCUACACCGAAGAAAGAGCAAAAAGCGGCUCUAAUGGUUCUUGGGACACCAUACUACCCAUCACUCGAAGGGGAAAUUUCUUCCACGACUCCUUCUUCUCUGAUAUACAUCAGGAUUUCAACUCAGCCAUCAGGGAGGUCCUGGAAAGGUGGAAUGACACAGAUCUGAAGCUGAGAGACCGCUGCGACG